CAGUUCCGACCCACAGCCUGGCACCCUUCGGCGAGCGCUGUUUGUUUAGGGCUCGGUGAGUCCAAUCAGGAGCGCAGGCUGCAGUUUUCCGGCAAAGCAGUAAGAGGCGCCUCCUCUCUCCUUUUUAUUCACCAGUCGCACGGCGCGGACCCGGGACUCGCUCUCGUUCGCCGGCGCCCUCGGCCUCUCCGCGCCUGGGAUCACCCUCCGCCGCGGCUCUUCUCCAUUCGCAGCGCCCGCCUGAGGAGCUAGAAGUCAGCUUGGAGAGGCGCCGGAUCGUGGAUGGCCUUGACUGACGGCGGCUGGUGCCUGUCGAAGCGCUUCGGGGCCGCGGCUGUGGACGCGGGCGACUCCGGAGCCUUUCCAACGCGCGAGCCCUCCACGCCGCCUUCCCCCAUCUCCUCCUCGUCCUCCUGCUGCUCCCGCGGCGGGGAACGCGGUCCCGGCGGCGCCAGCAACUGCAGGACGCCGCAGCUCGACACGGAGGCGGCGGCGGGACCCCCGGCCCGCUCGCUGCUGCUCAGUCCCUACGCCUCGCAUCCCUUCGGGCCUCCGCACGGACCUUCGGCGCCCGGGGUCGCCGGCCCCGGGAGCGCCCUGUCGAGCUGGGAGGACAUACUGCUCUUCACUGACCUCGACCAGGCCGCAACCGCCAGCAAGCUGCUGUGGUCCAGCCGCAGCGCCAAGCUGAGCCCCUUCGCACCCGAGCAGCCGGAGGAGAUGUACCAGACCCUCGCCGCCCUCUCCAGCCAGGGGCCGGCCGCUUACGACGGCGCGCCCGGCGGCUUCGUGCACUCAGCGGCCGCGGCGGCAGCAGCUGCCGCGGCGGCCAGCUCCCCGGUCUACGUGCCCACCACCCGCGUAGGGUCCAUGCUGCCCGGCCUGCCGUACCUGCAGGGGGCGGGGAGCGGGCCCGCCAACCACGCGGGCAGCACGGGCGCGCAUCCCGGCUGGCCCCAGGCCUCGGCCGACAGCCCCCCGUACGGCAGCGGAGGCGGCGCGGCGGUCAGCGGGGCCCCGGGACCUGGCAGUGCUGGCUCGGCCGCGGCGCACGUCUCGGCGCGCUUCCCAUACUCGCCUAGCCCUCCCAUGCCCAACGGCGCUGCACGGGAGCCGGGGGCCUACGCGGCGACUGGCGGCGGGAGCUCGGGCGGCGUGAGCGGUGGCGGCGGGAGCCUGGGGGCCAUGGGUGGCCGCGAGCACCAGUACAGCCCGUUGUCAGCUGCGCGGCCGCUGAACGGGACGUACCACCAUCACCACCACCACCACCACCCUAGCCCCUACUCGCCCUACGUGGGUGCGCCGCUGACGCCCGCCUGGACCGCUGGACCCUUCGAGACCCCGGUGCUGCACAGCCUGCAGAGCCGUGCCGGAGCCCCGCUCCCGGUGCCGCGGGGCCCCAGCGCAGACCUGCUAGAGGACCUGCCCGAGAGCCGCGAGUGCGUGAACUGCGGCUCCAUCCAGACGCCGCUAUGGCGGCGGGACGGCACCGGCCACUACCUGUGCAACGCUUGCGGCCUCUACAGCAAGAUGAACGGCCUCAGCCGGCCCCUCAUCAAGCCGCAGAAACGCGUGCCUUCAUCACGGCGACUUGGACUGUCCUGUGCCAAUUGUCACACCACAACCACCACCUUGUGGCGCAGAAAUGCUGAGGGUGAACCCGUAUGCAAUGCCUGUGGACUCUACAUGAAACUCCAUGGGGUGCCUCGACCUCUUGCUAUGAAAAAAGAGGGAAUUCAAACCAGGAAACGAAAACCAAAGAACAUAAAUAAAUCAAAGGCUUGCUCUGGUAAUAGCAAUAAUUCAGUUUCUAUGACUCCAACUUCCACCUCCUCGAACUCAGAUGAUUGCAGCAAAAAUACUUCCCCUACAACGCAACCAACAGCCUCAGGGGCGGGCGCCUCGGUGAUGUCUGGCCCCGGAGAAAAUGCUAACCCCGAGAACAGCGAACUCAAGUAUUCAGGUCAAGAUGGGCUGUACAUAGGAGUCAGCCUGGCCUCCCCGGCGGAAGUUACCUCGUCCGUGAGACAGGAUUCUUGGUGUGCUCUGGCGCUGGCCUGAGCCCUGGACAGGGAAGUUGGGAGAGUGCCCCUCGGGCCUCAAGACUUUUGUAUCAUUUUAUCAAGCAGUCCAAACAGUGGCGAGUGCGCCGGCAGGACAUUCCUCGGCAGCGUUAUUUCCGUGCCUUUAUUUUGAAAGAGAUGUAUUUCCAAAGGGGUUCGCUCUGCCUUAUCAUCCAGCCACUUGUCGGCAAGAGCCACGGAGAGAAGACGGAGUUCUGCAGGGAGACGCCAUUGCACCCUCCUCCUCUUGCUGGGGCCUGGCCCCUCUGGAUUUGCCAGGAGGUUCGAUGCCCGCCGCACCACUUCCAGAGACCGGGACUAGGAACGGCGCCUUUCCUACUAAGGAAUAUUGAGAGAUUUUUAAAAAGUUUUUUGUGUAUUGCCCCAAAUCAUGUUCUUCUUCUGGUCGAUUGUGGUUAUUCCAGAAUUUUCUUCAUGCAUUUUCCACAUCCAUAUUUCACAUGCGUUCAUGGAGAAGAUCGUCCAAGGCCAUCUGGUACACAUCUCUGGAGGCUGAGUUGGUGCAUGAGGUCACUUGUCAAAAAAUUACUCAGUUUGCAAGACUGCGAUGUAACUUUUAACAAACACUGUGACUGAAGUUUCUCAAAGUUCAUAUUGUGUGGCUGAUCUGAAGUCAGUCGGAAUUUGUAAACAGGGUAGCAAACAAGAUAUUUUUCUUCCAUGUAUACAAUAAUUUUUUUAAAAGUGCAAUUUGCGUUGCAGCAAUCAGUGUUAAAUCAUUUGCAUAAGAUUUAACAACAUUUUUUAUAAUGAAUGUAAACAUUUUAACUUAAUGGUACUUAAAUAAUUUAAAAGAAAAAUGUUAACCUAGUCAUUCUUACGCUUCUUUUACAAUUACAUCCCACGUCUAUAUUUCCACUUGUUAAAGAAAAAUAUUUCAAGAACAAAUCUUCUCUCAGGAAAAUUGCCUUUCUCCAUUUGUUAAGAAUUUUUAUACAGAACACCGAUAUCCUCCCCCGCCCUUAUUUUACUGUGGAAUAUGUGCUGGAAAAAUUGCAACAAAACUUUACUACCUAACGGAUAACAUUUGUAAAUACUCUGUGAGAUAUCUAGGGAUCUUUGAACACUAUGAUGAAGUCUAUAUAGUGUGACUAACCCUCAAACAGGUUGGUUUACAUUAAUUUUUUUUUUUAAUGGGAUGUCAUAUGGAAACAUUUCACCAGAGUUUUAAAAAUAAAAGGGUGUUGUUUUCUGUACAGUGAA
This is a messenger RNA of Choloepus didactylus (southern two-toed sloth), 3287 nucleotides long. It is a transcript of the gene GATA6, whose product is annotated as GATA binding protein 6. The transcript has 7 exons. Gene Ontology annotation, cellular component: nucleus. Gene Ontology annotation, biological process: negative regulation of transcription by RNA polymerase II; positive regulation of transcription by RNA polymerase II; cell fate commitment. Gene Ontology annotation, molecular function: RNA polymerase II cis-regulatory region sequence-specific DNA binding; DNA-binding transcription factor activity, RNA polymerase II-specific; zinc ion binding. Lineage: Eukaryota; Metazoa; Chordata; Mammalia; Pilosa; Megalonychidae. The record is from RefSeq and is a predicted model, not a curated record. The coding region runs from base 283 to 2061 and encodes 592 amino acids.